Messenger RNA from Chiloscyllium plagiosum (whitespotted bambooshark), 633 nucleotides. The record is from RefSeq and is a predicted model, not a curated record. NCBI's taxonomy places the organism in Eukaryota, Metazoa, Chordata, Chondrichthyes, Orectolobiformes, Hemiscylliidae.
AUGAGUAUCAACAAGAGGUGUCCAACGUUUUUCAUCUCCCACAUCCCGGAGACACCCUCUCAUGAUAAACAAAAUCCUGGAUUGGGAUGUCGACCAGUGAACCUCUGGGAUGGGCUGUCUAUAGCUCACCUCGAUCUCAGGAGAGCCUCUCUCACUGAUUCCAGAAAUAACCUGGUGUCAUUGGUCCGGGGAGUCUUGCAAAAGGAAGAGGAGGAUUCAGCGAAUGACACAGAUGACCCUGAGAUGAAGCCAACCAAGAUCACUGGAGCUAUCCCCUGCAUGAGCCGGUCAAUGGCUGUCUUCUGCCUAAUACUGAACAUCAUACUUCCAGGCACAGGUACGAUUUUGUCUGGGUUUACACUUCUGUGCUGUUCUGAACCAGCAACACCCACAGGCCGCAAGACCAGUGAUGAGAUGAUGGCCCUCGUGUGCCUGAAUGUUUGGGUGGGAAUCUCACAGCUUUUCACUGUCCCCUUCCUCUUGGUGGGCUGGUUAUGGAGCAUAACCUGGGGAGUGAUGAUGAUUAACCUAUCCUAUGAACAGAGGAAUGCUGGGGAAGCACAGACCGUUACCAUGGAGACAAAAACUGAAACUGUAUUCCUUCCUUCUUGGAUAAAUGACUCUGUAAAAUAA